Sparassis crispa is the source of this 2337-nucleotide messenger RNA. RefSeq lists its product as hypothetical. Bases 1 to 2337 code for a protein of 778 amino acids. Gene Ontology annotation, biological process: intracellular protein transport; exocytosis; Golgi to plasma membrane transport. Gene Ontology annotation, cellular component: membrane; exocyst. The record is from RefSeq and is a predicted model, not a curated record. The transcript has 12 exons. Lineage: Eukaryota; Fungi; Basidiomycota; Agaricomycetes; Polyporales; Sparassidaceae.
AUGCCUCCUCGGCGACGGCCCCAAUUCACGCAGGAGAAUAUUGACCAGCACCUCCAGCAAAUUCACUUCCUCGACCAGUCCUCGUCUUCGGAGAACCUCGAGCAGCUCGGGCCUAUAAUCAAGCAGAUACACCAGAACCGGCAGCAAGAUGCUUAUCUGCGCACGGUGAAUGCUCUAGUUGAAUCCAAGGAUGCCGAGAUAGAGACCAUAUGCUCGGAUAACUACCAAGAGUUCAUCGGCUCCGUCUCUACACUGUUCUCUAUCAAGUCGUACACGACGAACUUGCGAGACAAGAUCACGACCCUGGAUGCCAGCGUCGAGCAGGCCGGACGCGGUCUCGUCGAGAAGAAGAAGGCGCUACUGCAGUCCAAGAAGACCGCCGCCAACCUCGACGAGGCCAUUGAUGGCCUCCAGGCAUGUCUGCGCGUCCUUGACGUCGUGAACCGCGUCGGCGAGAUGAUCAAGGAGGGGCGGUACUGGAGUGCGUUACGGUCUCUGGAAGAUAUUGAGAGUAUGCCUUCGACGUCGCUGUCGCAGAGCCCGCUGUUCCAGCACUUACUUUCCUCGCUACCAUCACUAAGGGGCCAAAUCAAAGGUGCAGUCACUGCCUCAGUGAAGCAAUGGCUCUUAGACAUCAGAAAUGUCAGUGCACAGCUGGGACAACUUGCGUUGGAAGCCAUGGAGCUUCGGAAUCGGAAAUGGAGAAGCAGGAGAGAGAAGGACCCAAUGCUUAAGCUGAGCCGAGUGGGCAGCGCGGUCGAAGUCGUUACAAACGAGAAGACGGAAUACAAUGUCUUGGAUAAUGAUCAACUGAAGGUUGACUUCAAGCCGCUAUACGAAUGCAUCCAUAUUUACAGUGCGCUCGAUUCUCUGGACGAAAUUCGACGUUCAUACCAGCAGGAUCGCAAGGCCCAAUCCGACCUUAUUCUUCCUGAACCACUCCCACUUUCCUCCCUACCAUCCGUUACCCAAGAAAUAGUAGGUUUCUUCAUCAUCGAAACCCAUGUCCUCCAUACCACGGGAAGCUUCCGGUCCGAGAGGGAAGUUGAAGACCUCUGGGAUGCGAUCGUGAAGCGCGUUGGUACUGCAGUUGAGAAUUCUCUCAGGAACUCAACCGAUCCAGACGCGUAUCUGCGAGUAAAAGAGAGCUUGCUUGCUUUCGUGAUGACCCUUGAGUCCUUCUUCUAUUCCACCAACAGCGUGCAUUCUUUCAUCCUCGUCUUAUUUGAGAAGUACGUUGGCAUAUUAGAGAAACAGUUCGGCAAGCGCUUUGAAAGCAUUGUGACGCAAGACGAUUGCCUACCGAUGUAUGUUGAGCAACCACUUGAGAGGAGCAAAGUACUUGAUACUGUAUGGCUCGGCCGAGAGGAGAGGGAUUACCUGUCCAAGAGUGCCCUGCCGCUCACUCUGCCGUGGUCUCAAAGCUUCUAUCUAUGCUGCCAGGACAUACGCAGCUUCGUGCAGAACUUUUACCAGUUCAUCGAAGGUGUAUCCCAACAUCAUCGCAACAUUGACGACUUGUUGAGCAAGUCGCUGGACACGAUACUGACAGCGUAUAUCAGCGAGAGCAUCGCGCGGCGGGCUCAGAGUACAUCAAAUUUGUCUCAAAUUACCCAGAUUGUCACCAACUUGGAGCACUUCGAAGUCGCCUGUGCCGAGCUGGAGCGCUCUCUGACGAACAUCCGCUCCGCACAGCGCGGCGGGGCCAUCCGCGUGACGGCCGCCGCAUCCUUCGCCGCGACGCUCUCUCGCGCGCUGGCACGGGUGACGGCGUCCAUCACGUCGAAGCUGGACGAUUUCUUCGGGCUCGCGGAGUACGACUGGACGCCGGCAGCGCGGGAGGACGCGCCGAGCAUGUACCUCUACGAGCUCGUGAAUUGGCUCACGACUGUCGUGGACUCGCUCAUCAUCGAGGACGCGUACAAGCAGGAGGCAUAUCGCGGCGCGGUCGACUACAUUGCUGACUGCUUCAUGGACUUCUUGACGGGCCGGCAUACGCCCAUGAUCAACGAGAACGGGCUUGCAAACUUGCAGCUCGACAUCGACUUCCUCGAGGACGAGUUUAAACGGAGUGGGCAUGCCUUCCUCAACAACGCUUUCGUCGAGCUCCGAGCAAUGAUAUUCAUUGUCACGUCGGAUAAGGUGCAAGAUUACCUCGUACCGUCGACACGACAAUCACAGUAUGCCGUUGUGCGCGCCAAGCGCCUGCAGGCACUGCUGGAGAAGUUGGCGAGGUACGGCGGUGAAUGCAGGGACGCCCCGUCGAGGGAGAGGGGGGAGAAGCGUAGAAAGGAAGCGGACGCUGUCGGCAGGCUGUUUCCCGAGGGACGUUCAUGA